This is a messenger RNA of Phytophthora nicotianae INRA-310, 1179 nucleotides long. RefSeq lists its product as hypothetical. The record is from RefSeq and is a predicted model, not a curated record. Gene Ontology annotation, biological process: regulation of exit from mitosis; protein dephosphorylation; positive regulation of cytokinesis. NCBI's taxonomy places the organism in Eukaryota, Oomycota, Peronosporomycetes, Peronosporales, Peronosporaceae. The coding region runs from base 1 to 1179 and encodes 392 amino acids. The transcript has 2 exons. Gene Ontology annotation, molecular function: protein tyrosine/serine/threonine phosphatase activity.
AUGACAACCUCAGUGCACGGAGCUCGUAAUCUGAGUGCUGGGCUGUACGACCGAAUUGAGCUCCUUCCUGGAAAACUUGACUUCGCUUUGCUCUCGUCAAAGCCUACUGAAAAUACCACACAACAUGGUCAUUGCGAACAAGAGGACCUUGUCUGUAUGGACGGCGAUCUGAACUACGCUCGGUUCUUCGCAGACUUUGGUCCAUUGAACUUGUCGAGAACAGUGCGUUUCUGUCGCGAACUGGAGUCUCGCUUGGGUUCCAAUAAUGGUAAACGAGUGGUACUGUAUUGCAACGAUCACUCGCACAAGAGAGCGAAUGCGAUGACACUACUUGCAAUUUUCUUGGUCGUGGCUGCAGGCUUCACGCCUGAGUUGGCUGUAACUCGAGUGCUAAACGAUGGUAAACUACCUCCACCCUUCGGUUUCCGAGAUGCGUCAUACGGAAUAUGUACAUUUUUCAUCACUUUAUUAGACUGUGCUCGAGCCGUACACAAGGCGAUAACGACGUCACUUUGGAGCUACAAGACAUUUUCUAUCGACGAAUACGACCAUCUCGAUAGCUUAGAGAACGGCGACAUCAACUGGAUUGUACCUGGCAAACUACUUGCUUUUAGUGGUCCACAACGCGAACGUAUCGUUCUCGAUCCAGAAUCUGGAGCAACUACUUUGCUAGCUAAGGACUAUGCCGCUCUGUUCCGUGACAUUGGCGUCACUUGUGUGAUUCGCUUCAACGAGGCCACCACAUACGACCGCAAGGCUUUUAUCCACGCAGGACUACGACACAUCGACAUGCCGUUCCCGGACGGCAGCAACCCCAGCGACGAAAUCCUCUACAAGUUUAUCCGAGUGUGCGAACGCGAGACUGGGGCUGUUGCCGUCCACUGCAGAGCUGGUCUAGGACGCACAGGUACAGCCAUCGCCGCUUUUCUUAUGAAGAACUACCGUUUCUCCGCCACAGAAGCGAUCGCGUGGUGUCGGGUGUGUCGACCAGGCUGCAUCGUCGGUCCUCAGCAACAUUUCCUUGCUGUCAAACAGCCCGAACUCCAUUCUCUUCCUUCCAUCUUCGAAAUGCCACAACCUGUUGCCAAAACGCAACCAGUUUAUCAACCAAGGAAAAAGCUGCACAAAAAGUUGGAACGUUUGCCACGCCAAAGGAAAACGCAUAUCAGUUCAAGGUGA